This is a messenger RNA of Pseudozyma flocculosa PF-1, 5541 nucleotides long. RefSeq lists its product as uncharacterized. Gene Ontology annotation, biological process: positive regulation of transcription by RNA polymerase II. The record is from RefSeq and is a predicted model, not a curated record. The coding region runs from base 1 to 5541 and encodes 1846 amino acids. The transcript has 5 exons. Lineage: Eukaryota; Fungi; Basidiomycota; Ustilaginomycetes; Ustilaginales; Ustilaginaceae. Gene Ontology annotation, molecular function: histone binding; chromatin binding; ATP hydrolysis activity. Gene Ontology annotation, cellular component: nucleus.
AUGUCUGGCGGUCAGAGGAACCCUCCUGCAGGCUACAACCACCCCUACCAACACGCGCAGCAUCCGGGCUAUCCCCAGCACGCCCAGCAGCCAUCUCACCAGCAGCAGCCUCAGCAUCAGCAGCCCCUGCAGCCCUCGCAGCAUCCGCAGGGCUACCCGCAGGGCUAUCCUCAGGGCUACCCGGCCGCCCCAGCCUACAGCCCCAGCCACACCUUCUCUGCGGCCCAAUCGCGUACCCAGCCCGCAUACGCCAACUUCUCCUCGGCCGACGCGUUCGCCUUCGGCCACGACCUCAGCGCCCUCACACCGCACUUUGACGCCAGCGGCGCCGGCAUCGGCACCGGCGGCACUGGCGGCACUGGCAGCAGCCUGGCGGCAUUCUCGGGCCAAGGAUACCCUUCCGACCCGCACAGCGUCCACAACAACGGCGGCUUCGCGGGCAGCACCAGCGGCAGCGGCAACGCCUAUCCGGGCUCGGCCUCCCCUAGUGUCCACACGCACUAUCCGGCGCAGCAGCAGCACCUGCAGUCCUUCCAGCAGCAGGCGCAGCAGGCGCAGCACCAGUCCCCCUACCAUCAGCAUCAGCUGCAGCAUCAUCUGCAGCGGUUGCAGGAUCAGUCGCCGCAGCCGCAGCCGCAGCCGCAGCCGCAGCAGCCCGCCCAACCCCAGCACUACGCUCCGAACGGUCUCGAUCCUCGACAGGCUUUCGCCCAGCAGGAGCAAGUCCCGUCGCCGUCAAGCACCGAGUACCUCACCCCGCCCUUUGGCCCUGUUCAGCCGGUCCAGGGAGCUCAGGCAGUCCAGGCCACGAGUCCGACGAAGAAGUCGCUCAAGGUUCUCCUUCGACGCAGCGCCACCACCAACGCCGCCGGCCAACAGCAGGCCCAGGCCCAGCUGCAGAUCAAACCCGAGACCCUGCCCGAGUCGCUUCCCGCCUCGGAUCCCUCCACCGACGACCUCGACGCCAUGCCCCCGACAAGGCGAAGCGGGAGAACCUCGCGCGCCGGCAACCUGGCCGAAGAGGACGACGCCCCGCCGACGCCAGCCGGCGGAAGGAGCCUGCGCGGACGGCGAUCAGGCCUGCGCUAUACCGACGUCGCCGAAGACGACGACUUUGAAGCUGCUGCCGAUGACGCGCACGCGGACGAUGGCGACGGUUUCGACGACGGUCAGCACGACGUGGGCGCGGAUGCCAAGGGCGAAAAGGCCGACGAGGAGCACGAGGAGCCGAUCCCCGAAGCAGAUGCUGCCGGCAAUGACGAGGACGACGAGGACGACGAGACCUACGAGAAGCCCGCGCCGCAGACGCGACGCACGCGCAGCGGCAGAAUGGUGAGGGCCGACUUCAAGGAGUCGCCGGCAGACAGCGAGGACAGCGACGAGCCCGUCCCCGUGCGCCGGACCCGGUCCAAGGCCAACACCAGCCUCGGCGGCUUCGUCACGCACGACGACGAUGACGACGACGACGGCGAGGCCGACUACGGCGCUCCGAAGCGAUCCCUCCGUCUCCGUAAGGGCAACAGCAAGAUGGAGGAGAUGGCCGCCAAGAAGCGCGCCCGGCAACGUGCCAACGGCCGCGGGUCGAGGGCCAGCUCGCGGCGGCGGCGCGACAAGGUCGACGACGAGGAGCUCGAGGGCGAGGAGACGCCCGAGGAGCAGCUCGGCACGGGCGACGAGGACGGCCAGGGCGCACAGAGCGAUGAGCCCGAAGGCAGCCAGGCUCGCUCCUACAAACUCCGCGAGCGCAAGAGCAUCAACUACUCGGUGUUCGCACCACCGACGUCCCCUCCGCGCGACGGGUUCGGGAGAGCCGUUCGUCCGCGCGGCAGGACCUCGGGCGGAGGCGCCGGUGCCAGCGCCUACGAGAUCACGGCUGCCGGGGCCGGAACGAGCGGCCUUCCUGCGAUGCCGUUUGGCGGGCCGAGCGGUCGGGGCAAGAAGGGCAAGGAAGGCUGGGACGCGCUGCCCCUCUCGAUGACUGGCAAGGACUACGCCGCGGCGUUCGGCGACCCCAUCGACAGCUCCGACGAGGAGCUGCAGCAGAACGCCAUGGGCAAGCCCGGUGCCAGCGCCUCGAUGUUUGGCGGCACAUCUUCGGGCGGCCUGCUCGGGGCCGGCGGUACCACCGGAGGGGCAGGUGGCGGCGCAGCCUCAGCCGGCGGGCUACCUGGCUCCGGGGGCACCGACAGCUUCGGCCGGAUCAAGAAGGGCGACCCUCUGGCAGACAUCGACCCUCUGGGCGUGGACAUGAACAUCGACUUUGACAGCGUCGGCGGCCUGGAUCACCACAUUCAGCAGCUCAAGGAGAUGGUGACGCUGCCUCUCCUGUACCCGGAGCUCUUUCAGCGCUUCAAGGUGACGCCUCCGCGCGGCGUGCUGUUCCACGGCCCGCCGGGCACGGGCAAGACGCUCGUGGCGCGCGCGUUGGCGUCGAGCUGCAGCACCGACGGGCAGCAGAUCAGCUUCUUCAUGCGCAAGGGCGCCGACUGCCUGUCCAAGUGGGUGGGCGAGGCCGAGCGCCAGCUGCGGCUGCUGUUCGAGGAGGCCCGCGCGUCGCAGCCGAGCAUCAUCUUUUUCGACGAGAUCGACGGCCUGGCGCCCGUCCGGUCGAGCAAGCAGGACCAGAUCCACGCUAGCAUCGUCAGCACCAUGCUCGCCCUCAUGGACGGCAUGGACGGCCGCGGCCAGGUCGUCGUCAUCGGCGCCACCAACCGGCCGGACAGCGUCGACCCGGCGCUGCGGCGGCCCGGGCGCUUUGACCGCGAGUUCUACUUCCCGCUGCCGUCCAAGGAGGCGCGCAAGAGCAUCAUCGACAUCCAGACGCGCAAGUGGGAGCCGCCGCUCGACGACCCGUUCAAGUGGAAGCUCGCCGAGGUGACCAAGGGCUACGGAGGCGCCGACCUGCGCGCGCUCUGCACCGAGGCGGCGCUCAACGCCAUCCAGCGCCGGUACCCGCAGAUCUACCAGACCACCGACCGCCUGCUCCUCGACCCCGAGUCGAUCCAGGUCGACGCCAAGGACUUUAUGAUGUCGGUCAACAAGAUCGUGCCGUCGUCGGCGAGGUCGACGGCGUCGGCCGCGGCACCCCUGCCCGAGCGGCUGCGGCCCCUCCUCGGCGACGCCGUCUCCGAGGCCACCGCCGCCCUCGACCGCGUGCUGCCGCCCGUCUCGAAGCGCAACCCGCUCGAGGAGGCGCUCUGGGAGGACGAUACCUUCGCCACGCCCAAGGGCACCUCGCUCAUCGCUGGGUCCAGCAUCCUCGAUGACGACCGCGGCUUCGGGCGCGAGAUGCUCCUGCAGUCGUUCGAGGCCCAGCGCGUCUUCCGGCCGCGGAUGCUGAUCCACGGCGGCGUCGGCAUGGGCCAGGCGGCCGUCGGCGGCGCGCUGCUCCAGCACCUCGAGGGCUACCACGUCCAGUCGCUCGACAUCGGCACGCUAAUGGGCGACAGCGCCCGCACGCCCGAGGCCGCCGUCGUCCAGCUCUUUGUUGAGGCCAAGCGCCACAAGCCGAGCGUCAUCUUCAUCCCGGGACUCAUCCACUGGGCGGCUUCGGUGAGCGACAGCGUCAAGACGACGUUCCGCGCGCUGCUCGACGAGCUGGCGCCCUCGGACCCCAUCCUCGUGCUCGCCAUCGCCGAGGCGCCCCUCUCGCGGCUCUCGCGCGACGUCAAGAGCUGGUUCGGCUACCUGCGCGACAACAAGACCGAGAUCCGCGCUCCGGCCCUCGACCAGCGCCGCGCCUACUUCCAGGAGAUCCUCGACCACGUCAGCCGGCCGCCGACCCAGUUCCCGGACGCGCUGCCGCGGAGGCGCAAGGUGCUCGAGGAGCUGCCCAAGGCGCCGCCGCGCGCGCCUCGCAAGCUGACCGAGGCCGAGCUCCAGCAGCAGGCCGAGAACGACGCCAAGCUGCUCGAACACCUCAAGUUCCGCCUCGGCCCGGUGCUGACCGAGCUGCGCAAAAAGCACAAGAAGUUUACGCGGGAUGUCUGGGACGAGUACAACAUGAAGUACCUCUCCCAGACGUUUGAGUGGAAGAAGGAGAAGAGCAAGUACAUCUUCGAAGUACGCUACGAUCUGCCGCCGCCAGAAGGCGAAGAGGCAGGCGCCACCGCCCUCGCCGACGGAGGAGCGACCGAUUCCGCUGCCGAUGCGGCCAACGAGUCGACGGAUGCUCUCGGCGAGGCAGCACAGAAGCCGCUGCCGCUCAACGGCACCAAUGGCACCGCGGAUGCGGGCGACGUAUCGAUGGAGCAGGCUGCGCUGCCGCUGGGCGGCGCUCUGCCCGUGACCGAGGCCAACGGGGCCGGCGAGCCCGCAGACCAGACGGCCACGCACGCUGGACAGCCUGCCGAUCCGUCAGCGGCCGAGGACGCCGCGCUGCCACCCCCCUCUCAGCAGCAGCAGCAGCCUCCGCAGCAGGCUCUGCCCAUGGCCAACGGCAUCGCCCAGGCGGCGGGCGACCAGGGUGCAGCUGCCGCGGCGACCCACGCCGAUGCCGACGCCGACGCCGACCAGUCGACCGCCACCGUCACAGCGCCGGAACCGACGGCGGCGACCGGCAAACGGGCCGAGGGCGUGCAGCGGGACGAGCACGGCUGGUUCCGGAUGCAGACGCACACCUUCUGGACCAUGAACCUCGAAAAGAUGCAAAAGCGCCUCUACUACAACGGCUACCUCUCGUACGGCGCGUUUAUGGACGACAUCAACAAGAUUGUGUCGAACGCCGAGGAGGGCGCCUACGUCGAGCCGGAGCGCGUCUUCCGGGCGCACCAGAUGCGCAACCAGGCCAUUGUGCUGCUCGACCAGUACAUCGACCCCAACUUCCGCGCCGAGUGCGACCGGAUGGCGCAGCGCCAGGCCGAGCGCCAGGCCAAGCAAAGGCGGCCGAGGCGAGGCCGCCGCGGCCGCCGCUCGGCGGGCGAGAGGCAGAGCGCGCGGGUCCAGGGCCUCGAGCCCGAGAUCACCGCGCCCGUCGACCUGAACGCCGUCGAGCGCAGCGGCAGCAAGCGUGCCCGGAGCGAGUCCAAGCACCCCGACGAGGAGCGGUCCGCCGCCGGUCAGGUCGGCGACGUCGAAAUGGCCGACGAGACGCGCAAGCGGGUCCGGAUCGACAGCGGCGGCGGCGGUGGUAGCGGCGAAGGCGAUGGCGCUGCUGCUUCUGCCGAAGCGACGCUCGACUCGAUGCCGCCCAAGAUGGAUGCCAUCGGCCUUCCAGGCGACGCAGGCCCAGACUCUUCUUCGCAGCAGCAAUCGGCCGAGGCCGAAGUCGCGCCGCACCCGCCGUUUGCGUGCGAUGCGGCCGCCGUGGCCGAUCUGGGGAGCUACAUUGUCCAGAGGUCGGCGGCGUUCAACAUCGAGCAGCUCGAGCAGCUGCGCGCCGCGUGCUUUGACCGCGUCUGGGCGCGCCGUUCGGACUGGGACCGCGGCCGCCUGGUCGUCGAGCUGCGCGCGCUCAUCGACGAGGUCUCGGAUGCUGUCGACGACGAGCUGCGGGAUCGCACGAGGGACGACGACGAGGCCGCCGAUGGCGUCGUCGAGUAG